Daphnia pulex (common water flea) is the source of this 2633-nucleotide messenger RNA. RefSeq names its product transcription factor SPT20 homolog. The record is from RefSeq and is a predicted model, not a curated record. Gene Ontology annotation, cellular component: extracellular region. The coding region runs from base 909 to 2429 and encodes 506 amino acids. The transcript is spliced from 5 exons. Gene Ontology annotation, molecular function: chitin binding. Lineage: Eukaryota; Metazoa; Arthropoda; Branchiopoda; Diplostraca; Daphniidae.
CGUGUUGCCGGUCACACAUGCAUGCUAGUUAUUUGCUUGAAACAAAAGAAGGAUGAAAAGAAGAAGAAAGAACUCCCCGGGUCCCUCGAAUGUUACAUCUAACAACCGUAAUUGCCCCAGAUGGAAGAAGUUAACCACCACCACAUCUCUCGUCUCUCCCCACUGUCGCCGCUUGUUGCAUCUUAAAAUAUUCAGCGUCGUGACCGUGACGGGGUCGGCUCACGACCUCUUGGAAAAUUUCCACACGUACCAUCCAUCCAUCCAUCCAUCCAUCCAUCGCUGUAAUUGAAAAAAAAAAGAAAAAUGUUAUUUUAUCCUUUAAUGGCUAGGAAAUACUUCGGCGCAUUCUUCUUUUUUUCUUUUGAUAGCUCCGCAAUCUGCGCUAUUAUUAUUUACGGUUGAUACGAGACUACGACUCUUCACUUCGUGAUGAUAUGUGAACAUAUAAAGCAAAACAAAAAAAUAAUAAUAAUAUUAUUUCUUGAAUCACACGUCCGUAUUAAGAAAAAGAACAAAAGACGUACAGUAGAUUUUAAAAGAAUAUGCCUGACAUUAUCAGUCAUAAAGGAGGAGUCGGUGGUGGGGUGGGUGGGUGUUGGAUAAGUCGUGGCUGGCGUUUUGAAUGAGGACAGGCGAUAAGAGGUAGUCCCAACUGUUCCAGUACGUCCUGGAAAAAAGGGUGGCAAGUGGGAGGAGGGAGAAUGAGCAUAGAAGACCUGGAAAACCAACGGAGUUGCGUGUGCAGAGAGGGGAGCUGGUGGGGGUAUGGACCUUCCAGGGCGAGUAUAUAAGGCCAUAGACUUGGCCCAGUAUCUUCAGUCGUCUUCAUCACUCCAACGAAUCAACCCGAAAGGGAAACAACACAUUGCAACUACAAGCACCAGCCCCAUUUCGAGAUACAUAGCAACAUGAAGUUGUCGUUGGUCUCUGCGUUGUUCGUGGCCACAGCAGUGCUGUCCGUGUCGGCCGAACGGAACGAGAGGCAGCUCUUCUCCUCGUCACGAUUCUCCUCUUCGGGACUCGUCUUCCCAGGGCCGCCGGCCACUCAAGCCCAUCCACCCAAACAGCAGCUGCAACAACGGGCUGGCAUCCAACAGAGACAAGCCGAACUUCCUGCUGGCGCUGGCAACCAACAGGCGUCGGAGAAAUCCGAUGCGUCCGGUUUCGUCCCGUCCAGCCGUCAACAACUGCCGCAAGCGCAACGUUUCCAACAGGGUCCCAACUUCGCCAACCGCCCAGGAAAUGGCCCCAGGCCUCCGUUCGUCCCAGGAAGUCAACAGGAAAGAACUUUGCCGCCAGUCCCACUCUCGUUGAUCGGCCAACAGCCGGAAGAGUUCAUCGCUGCCGCCCAACAACGCCAACAAUUGCAGCAGCAACAGCAGCAGCAACAGGCGCAACAGGCCAGACAGCAACAACCCCAGCAGCAGCCCCAGCAACGCCCUCAAAUCAAACCCGAAGAAGAGAACGAGGAACUGCUCACUUCGGCCGAAAUUCAGAGGGAAUUUCCGGAAGAGUUCGUUCCACGCGCACCGGUUCGCCCACAACCUCAGCCUCAACCUCAACAAAGAGAGAACCCCGAGAAGCCGAUCCGAAUCCGACCCCGACCUCAGCAGGAUGAACGGGCCGAGCCAUCGAUUCCUCAGCCAACUCAGCAGCGCCGACCCAACUACCCGUCCGACUACAAACCGCAAGGUCGCCCGCAACAGAAUAACGGACUGGACGAUGAGCGACGCCGGCCACAGCCAAACCAGGCCGCCGAAGCGGAAGACGAAUUGCUCGAUGAGGAAGAAGAGGUCAAGCCGGACAAAUUGCAACUGCUGCUCCAAAAGACAGAUUUCAGCUGCGUCGAAAGGAAGGAUGGCUACUACGCUGACGAGGCCGUCGAAUGUGAAAUCUUCCACUACUGCCAAGAUAAGACUCGCCACUCUUGGCUCUGCCCCGCAGGUGCCUCUUUCCAUCAGGUUCAUCUCAUCUGCAUGCCCGUUGCCAAGGAUAACAUCUGCAAGAAGUCGUCGCAAUUCCACUUUGUCAAUGACUACUUGUACCAGCCGAUGCAGGAUGAGGACGGUAACAACAGCACUCUGUACGCUGAUCGAUACUACCCGGACGGCUACCUGCCAGGAGACGAUAUGGCCGAUGUCGUUGAGCCCGAGAAACCCAAUCUUCAAUACAACAACCGACGCCAGCAAGCUCCUGCACAGAACAAUAGGUCGCAGCAACGGUACAAUCCCGACAGGCCCAACCGGGAACGCGUCCCCAUCAACGAAAACCGAAGGCAGGGAAUUGAGCCAAGACGCCCAGCGUUCCAGGCACCUUCCGCCGAUGAGGAUUCUGCUUACAACAAAUCUCGUGGUGAGGAUUCGCCGAAUCGCCGCGUCGCUAGCCGCCCCCAAAUGGAGGCAGCAGAAGAUGAAGAAGAGGAACAGUAAUUUAUUAAAUUUUUAAAAAUUCAGUUAUUGACAUAUUUGAGAAGAGAGUUUGUUUCGUUUCUGUUUUCCGUUUUUUUUUUGUGUUUCCUUGUUUUCCCAUUGAUCUGCUGCUUUGACCGCUAGUGUCACUCGUGUCCUACUAACCGAGAAUGCGCGUAUACUCAAAUUUUUAAGGAAAGAUUAUUACACAUGUGUUGCACGAAA